CCCCCACUACACACAGAGAGGGAGAGAGAGAGAAAAAUAGAGUAUUUGAGAAGCUCAUUUCUUCUCUGAUUUUGAUGCAAGAAAGAGAGAGAGAGAGAGUGAGUGGUACUGUACAAGUUUUCACAUAACUAUAGCUCUGGGAGGAGAGUUGAGAAAACAAUUUCUGCAUUUUGUGGGUCUCUUUUUCUUUUUCCUCUCAAGCAUCAUCUGUGUGAGGUAGGUUUUUUGAGGUGUGUGAAAAUGCUGAGGAAGAGAACAAGAUCACACCAGAAAGAUCAACAAAACAUGGGUCAGGGUGAUAACAUGAUUACUGAUUCUUAUACUAAUAAUAAUAACAAUGACUCUUGUUAUGCAAAUUCUGAUGCUUUCUUGAAACAGAAACACCAAACCAAUUCCUUUUUUACUGUUCCUGGUCUAUUUGUAGGGCUAAAUCCAAAAAUCUCAGAAUCUGAUUCGGUUAGAAGCCCUACUUCCCCUUUGGAUUUCAAGGUGUUUUCAAAACCUAAUUUUGGUAAUUUACCAAUCAGGGCUUCUUCUAAACCAAAUGAAACAGCUCAAAAGAGUUGGGAUUGUAGGAAAGUAGGCUUAAGUAUCAUAGAAUCUCUUGAGGAUGAAACGAAACCCUCAUCGGGGAAAAUACUCCGAUCAUCGGAUAGUAAGAGUAGCCUUUUUGCACCUCAGAUGGGAAUCUUGAACAACCCGAGCUUGAAAAUCUCCAGUUUUGAUCCAUUUGGCUCGUUCUCGAACUCACUCCCCAAGAAUUAUGCAAUUUUUGCUCGUACCCAUAUUGAAAAAUCCAACCCCAAACUGAUUAAUGUUCUGUCACAAGAGCCAUUUGCUAAGUUUUCGUCUCAUUCUUUGGAUUCUGCAAAGACUGGGUCAAACACUACCCAUUUAACAACCCGCAUGAGUACCGGUUUGUCGAAUGGACCUAACCUUGGAAAAGAGCUAGUGUCUUCUCUCUCAGCAAGUGAGAUUGAACUUUCUGAGGAUUAUACAUGUGUUAGAAAACACGGGCCUAACCCAAAAACAACUCAUAUCUUUGGUGACUGUAUUUUAGAGCGUCACGAUGAUGAGUUCAUUCCUAAAUUAAUAAAGAGUGAAGAACAUGACUCUGAUUCCUCUGAAGUCAUGAAUCCGUACCCCUCUGGUGAUUUCUUGAGCUUUUGUUACUCGUGCAAGAAAAAGCUGGAGGGUGAAGAUAUCUAUAUGUACAGAGGUGAGAAAGCAUUUUGCAGUUGGAUUUGCAGAUCAGAGGAGAUUCUAGUUGAGGAAGAGAUGGAGAAGAACAACAGUGAGGCCAGUUCAUCUUCACAGACUGAACCAGACGGCGGUGAGGAGCUUUUCGAGACCUCCAUGUUCAUCGCUCUAUAAACGAAUUUUAAAAAAGCUGGUAUUUUUGCAAUUUUUGUUAACCGUUCAAUUUAUCAUUAUGCCCAUGAACAAUGAAACUUCAUUCUAUAACAUUUGAGGUGAAACCACACUACUAUUGAUUACCCGUUCGAUAAGAGCUGUGUUUCUUGUUUUUUAUGGCAGCCAUGGUUGAUCUUUUUUGAAAUGUGUGGUAUCUCUUCAUAUGUUAUCUAAUGCAUUUUCAUAUUUCAUAGUCUUGAUGGUCAAUUGGUAACGGUUAAAACCAGCUAAUUUUGUGUCUUUAUUUCCUGCACUAUAUUGACAUUGAUGAUAUCUCUACUCUUGAGACUUCUUUUACUCGAGUCUUAAUAUGAGAAUGAAAUGGUACUAGCCAGACCCUCCAUCCCCACUCCUAUCCUUAUCUUUCUUGGACUCAUUGUAAGGAGUUGAUGUAUAAGCCUCCAUAAUCAAGUCUUUGAAUGAAUAUAAAUGAUCUUUAUACA
Molecule: messenger RNA, 1856 nt
Organism: Erigeron canadensis
Lineage: Eukaryota; Viridiplantae; Streptophyta; Magnoliopsida; Asterales; Asteraceae
Product: FCS-Like Zinc finger 10-like
Exons: 3
Coding region: 241-1374 (377 amino acids)
Source: RefSeq, a predicted model, not a curated record